AUGGAUUUCGUACCGAUUGACCAUACUCUUCCAACGCCGACUGAUCUUUGCGUAAAGAUCGCCGCGGUACAUCGACACAGCAUCUCACCCAAAGAGGGUGCAUUUGGGUUUCCGAUUCUCAGCUAUCAUGGUCCAUUCUCUCAACUGGUCGAAUGGGACUCUGAUUGGUCCCGUUUCUUCGCCAGAAUGCUAUCCCACCUCUUUGACACUGUGACAAAGUUGCACGGGCCAUGGGAUGACCAUUGUCAAGCUGAUUUCAGGAGAUUGAUUGACCAUACCGUUCCCCAUCUCCUUGGUCCGCUUCAAUCGAACGGUCGAACCCUGAAACCGUGUCUGGUCCAUGGUAACCUAUCGGCCAGCACGAUGGGAGUCAAUCUGGAAACUGGCGAGCCCAUUCUGUUCAGCCCAUCUCCCUUCUACGCCCACAAUGAGUACGACCUUGGUGGCUGGCGCCGAAAGACAGGAAGCUUGAGCUGGCCCUACUUUCGAGAAUACCGGAAAUAUUUUCCCCCAUCAGAACCCUCCGAGGAAUGGGACGAUCGACUUCAGUUGUAUAGCGUUAAGUUCAAUCUUAUGGACCUCCUUAUCACUCCAGAAGCUGUCGAUAUCAGGAGACAAAUUGAUGACGACAUACGUAGCCUCAAUAGCAAGUAUCUUCCGCCUUCAGCGGGGAUAUUGUGA
Rhinocladiella mackenziei CBS 650.93 is the source of this 681-nucleotide messenger RNA. RefSeq lists its product as uncharacterized. Lineage: Eukaryota; Fungi; Ascomycota; Eurotiomycetes; Chaetothyriales; Herpotrichiellaceae. The transcript has 2 exons. Bases 1 to 681 code for a protein of 226 amino acids. The record is from RefSeq and is a predicted model, not a curated record.